Messenger RNA from Trichoderma harzianum CBS 226.95, 909 nucleotides. RefSeq lists its product as hypothetical. Lineage: Eukaryota; Fungi; Ascomycota; Sordariomycetes; Hypocreales; Hypocreaceae. The transcript is spliced from 7 exons. Bases 1 to 909 code for a protein of 302 amino acids. Gene Ontology annotation, molecular function: 4-hydroxy-tetrahydrodipicolinate synthase activity. The record is from RefSeq and is a predicted model, not a curated record.
AUGUCUAAAACACUGCCAAAGGGGCUCUAUGCUCCUCUCCCCGUGUUCUUCAACGCUGAAGAUGAAAUAGAUGUUACUGGACCGGGAAUUUUGCCCAUUGUUUCUGCUAGCAUGGGAGAAGCGGUACACUUGACCUCGCAAGAACGUAUCAAGUUAAUACAGACUCUCCGAAAUGCUCUUAACUCAAUUGGCCUGCAGAAGACACCAAUUGUCGCCGGUGUAGGAGGUAAUAGCACUCGUGAGACAAUUCAGCUAGCUCGCGAUGCUGCUGCUGCAGGUGCAGAUUUCGCCCUUGUGAUCGCUCCUGGCUAUUGGGCUGGUUAUCUCAAGGGAAACCCAGCGGCGGUUAAAAGAUUUUUCGUUGACGUCGCCGCAGGCUCGCCGAUUCCAGUGGUCAUUUACAAUUUUCCUCCUGUGACGGCAGGGAUCGAUCUGGAAAGUGACGAUGUGGCCGAAAUUGCAAAACGGGCACCGAACGUUUGCGGCAUCAUGCUAUCAUGUGGUAAUGUUGGCAAGCUGGCAAGAAUCGCAGCCCUGCUUGAUGGCACUUCUUUUACAACAUUGGCUGGCCUAAUCGAUUUCCUCCUCCCUUCAGUGGUGGUCGGCUCCGCUGGUGCUAUUAGUCCACUACCCAACAUUGCGCCGAAAUUCUCCAUGAAAUUAUGGGACUUGACACAAAAUCUCCAAACUAAGGCAGAUUUGAAGGCAGCACAAAAGUCUCAAGGCUUGGCUUCUCUCGCAGAGUCUGCUUUGUUGAAGAGCGGAGUUCCCGGCUUGAAAGCUCUGUUGAACAAGGACUUCGGAUACCCUGCGGUGCCAAGAUUGCCCCUUCUUGCUCAUAGCGACGUGGUAACGUUAUCCCAAAACCAGUACAUCAGCGAUAUUUUGGAUCUGGAGAAGGAUUUAUAA